Messenger RNA from Zingiber officinale, 1219 nucleotides. Its product is annotated as protein G1-like4. The record is from RefSeq and is a predicted model, not a curated record. Gene Ontology annotation, biological process: response to light stimulus; mRNA transcription. NCBI's taxonomy places the organism in Eukaryota, Viridiplantae, Streptophyta, Magnoliopsida, Zingiberales, Zingiberaceae. The transcript has 2 exons. The coding region runs from base 517 to 1032 and encodes 171 amino acids. Gene Ontology annotation, cellular component: nucleus.
CCAUCUCCCUCCUCCUUUUUCCUUUUGCAUCGUACAUCCCGUUGAAAAACCAUGACCCUUCAUCCCUCCUUUUUACAGAAAGCAACACCACCAUCUCCGUCCCUGCGGCUUCUCUUCUCCUACUCCUCCUCCUCCUCCUCCUCCUCCUCCUUCUCUUUCAGCAAGAAACUCCUGAUAAGUUGGAAGGGCUGCUGGAGUCGCCCAGUCGCUCUUUAAUUUUCCCUCAUCCCAGCUGUUGCCAUCCUCUGUCCACUUAACCUCACCUCAGAGCCACUGGUUGUUAAGCCUUACAAAAUCCUUCCUCGACGCAAGCUUCUGACAUCAGAUCUACUCUCUCCAGCCACCGAAGCCAAAGCUAUACAAUUGGCCUUAGCUGCCAGGCAGCACACUGAACAAUCGCAAAAUAUUGCCAUGAAUCCGUUGAGAAAUCGGUAUAUAUAUUAACGUUGUGAUCAGUCCAAGCGGAGAUAUAGAGAGAGAGAGAGACUGAGGUCCUCGGUUCGAUCUGCUGUAGAGAUGGACAUACUGCCGAAUCCGGAGAGCCCCCCCUCGGACCAGGAACCGCUGCCUGCUCCCGCCGGAAUUUCCUCAUCCUCUUCUUCGUCGCCGUCGCUGAGCCGGUACGAGUCGCAGAAGCGGCGCGACUGGAACACCUUCGGACAGUACCUGAGGAACCACCGGCCGCCGCUGUCUUUGGCGCGGUGCAGCGGCGCGCACGUCCUGGAGUUUCUGCGGUAUCUGGACCAGUUCGGGAAGACGAAGGUGCACGUCCAGGUGUGUCCCUUCUUCGGCCACCCUUCCCCUCCGGCGCCCUGCCCCUGCCCUCUCCGCCAGGCCUGGGGCAGCCUCGACGCCCUCGUGGGCCGCCUCCGCGCCGCCUACGAGGAGAACGGAGGCUGCCCCGAGAACAACCCCUUCGCCGCCCGAGCCAUCCGCCUCUACCUCCGCGACGUCCGCGAUCUCCAGUCCAAGGCACGCGGCGUCAGCUACGAGAAGAAGAAGCGCAAGAAACCCCCCACCUCCGCCUCCUGAUCACCACCACCACCACCAUCAACGUCUUCAAUUCCUCACUCACUGUGUGAGCUUCUCGUGCUUAAUUCCUCGAUCCCAUCAUUAGCUCUUAUAAUUAAUUAAUUAAUGUAUCUCCUUAGUUUUCAGACCAUCGGUAAUGAAUUGCUACUUCUUAUAUUAUUAUUAUUACUAUAUCAUGCUUUCAUUA